Messenger RNA from Xenopus tropicalis (tropical clawed frog), 4591 nucleotides. RefSeq names its product CASK interacting protein 2 (gene caskin2). The transcript is spliced from 21 exons. The record is from RefSeq and is a predicted model, not a curated record. The coding region runs from base 550 to 4176 and encodes 1208 amino acids. Lineage: Eukaryota; Metazoa; Chordata; Amphibia; Anura; Pipidae.
ACAGGAGGAAGGGAGGAGAAGCAACACAAGGAAAGGGAGGGAUUUCCGCAGGGAAAGGGGAGAGCUGGCUGCCCGACUUCUUCUGGAACUUGGGAGAAAGUGUCCCGGACUGGGCGGCUGAGGGGCCACGGUUCUCUCGGGGGGCCCAGAUUUUUCCCCCCCAGAGGAGCCUCCUGAUACAACUGUCUAAAAAGAGACAUUUCCCAGCACCCCCUAAAGUUCUCUCACCCCCCUAGUUCUCAGCUUCAGCAACAAUGUGACAGAUGCCGUGGAAAUCCUACAGAAAACAGAAUGGAACCACAUGUGGUAUGGGGGAUCCCCAAGUGAAUGCUACACCCACGUGGGAGUCCCCCCCAAAAAAGGGAAAGUCAGGUGACCGGCUUUGAUAUUCCUGUCGGUAUUGACUGCGGCAAGGAAUUUCUUGAAACGCGAAUAUCGUACCCAGAGACCCCCUUUGGAUAUUGGCUAUUUUUUGGGGUGUGAACCCCCCUUUUACCCCUCGCUAUGGCUGCUUUUUGAGAAUCACAUGACUGUCUAGCCCACGUGGCGAUGGGUCGGGAGAAUGAACUGAUUCAGGCUGUGAAAAGCGGAGAUGUCGGUACCGUCCAAAAACUGCUGGCGAAAGUCCGAACUCCCAAAAGUAAGCUCCUGGGAUCAACCAAAAGGCUGAAUGUAAAUCACCAGGAUACAGAUGGGUUCUCUGCCCUUCACCAUGCUGCCCUCAGCGGGAACUCCGAGCUUCUCCAUUUGCUGUUGGAAAUGCAAGCUUCCGUGGACAUCAAAGAUGGAAACGGGAUGCGACCUCUACAUUAUGCAGCUUGGCAAGGCCAACCGGAACCUGUGCGCCUCCUGCUUCGAGCCUCUGCCAGUGUUAAUGCCGCAUCCCAUGACGGACAGAUCCCGCUGCACCUGGCUGCCCAGUACGGACACUAUGAAGUGUCAGAGACCCUCCUGCAGCACCAGUCCAACCCGUGCCAUGUUAACAAGGCAAAGAAAACCCCCUUGGAUCUCGCCUGUGAAUUUGGGAGAGUGAAAGUGGUUCAGCUGCUGUUAAACAGUCACCUGUGCGUCUCUCUCUUGGAAGGAACAUCUAAAGAUCCAACAGAUCCAAAUUUCACCACACCACUUCACUUGGCUGCAAAAAAUGGACACCUGGAAGUUAUCAGGUUGCUGCUUAAAUCCAGCAUUGAGAUUAACAAGGUGACCAAGAUGGGCACUGCUCUGCACGAGGCUGCACUCUGUGGAAAGACGGAAGUGGUGAAGCUACUGAUAGAGAACGGAGUAGAUGUGAAUAUUCGGAACACAUACAAUCAGACAGCACUGGAUAUAGUCAAUCAGUUUACUACCACCCAUGCCAGCACUGACAUCAAGCAGCUUCUCAGAGAAGCAUCCGGCAUACUGAAGGUCCGAGCACUGAAGGAUUUCUGGAAUGCUCAUGAUCCAACGGCGCUGAACGUUCGAGCUGGAGAUCUGAUAACGGUCUUGGAGCAGCACCCCGAUGGCCGCUGGAAGGGUCACAUUCAUGAUCUCCAGAAAGGAACCGACCGCGUUGGCUUCUUCCCCCCAUCCAUUGUUGAGGUUAUCAGCAAGCGGCUUGGAUCCACGCUAUCUCGUAACAUCACUGUGCCAUCCCACCAGCGCCUGGCAAAGUCUGCCCUCACCCUGCCAAUUCAGCACAGUCCAAUAACAGGCUCUCAGCUUGGUAUUAACCCUGAAACAUCAGUUGCUGGGGACCGUCACAGUGUGGGCAGUGAGAGCAGUAUACGGAGCGCCGGCAGCGGGCAGAGCUGCGAGGGACAGCUGAUAAACACAGCUCUGCUUAUAGAGAAUGCUCAGACAAUGCACUUUGGCUCGGAAAAUCUGCAGAACUGCCAAACAUUCCCAGGCCCUGUCUCAGGACACCUUCUAUCCACCAUCCUAUCAGUAGAGAAAGAUCCUGGGGUUUAUCUGCAAGGAAAGGAUGCUGAGCAGAUAUAUUGCUGGCUUCGUAGCUUUCAGAUGGAAUCAUACGUUGAAAACUUUAUUUCGGCCGGCUAUGACCUUCCAACCAUCAUGCGCGUGACCCCAGAGGACUUAACCGCCAUUGGAGUAACGAAGCCGGGGCACAGGAAAAAGAUUUCCACAGAGAUCGGCAAGCUGAUAGUGGCUGAUGGCCUCCCCCAGCAAACACCAGUGGACCUAUGGGACUGGCUUUCUCAGCUGGGGUUGCCAGAGUACCACAAGCAACUCUCUGAAAAUGGCUACGAAUCUCUGAGCACCGUGACAGAACUAACCUGGGAGGGACUGCAGGAGAUUGGGAUCCACCGAUUGGGACACCAGAAGAAGCUUCUGUUGGGUGUGAAACGCUUGACUGAUCUUCAGAAGGGAUACCCUAUUGGGGGGACAUUACGACGGAGGAUUCUAGGGUCCCAAGACACGGUUGCUCUUGUGGAGUCCCCUGAAAAUGGAGACCUUCCUGUCACUCCCAAACUGCUGACCUUUCAAGGAGGAGAAUUGAGCCGGGAGCUGCAAAGUGCCCUGACGCGGGGGAAUGAACCGUUGUGUACAGGAAGGAGGUCUUUCAGCCAGGAGAGCAUCAGCUCUCGUUCUCAGGGUUCUGGCCAUUCCCAGGAAUCUGCUACUUCUUUCCCGGUUCCGCCUGUUCCCCCUCAAGGAGUAGAAUUGAACCUUCCACAAAGGAAUCACCCAGAAGGAACAGAGCAGACUCUGCAUCACCACCGGGUCCCCAAUGGAUGCCUGAUUCAGCCGGAGCCACCGGCACCCCCACCCAAGCCUGCACUUAAAAAGCGUUCACUUAGUGCUUGCCGUUAUGCAUUGUCGGAUGGUGAACCAGACGAAGAGGAGGAGAAGAAAAUGGCUACGUCCGGCACAGGGACACUUAGUUCAUACGCCACCCUAACUCGGCGUCCUGGCCGCUGCUCCUUGACUAAUGGGCAGCUGGAGAAAAAGGUUCAACGUAGCCAAUCGUUUGCUGUUAGAGCGCGUAGAAAGGGGCCUCCCCCACCGCCUCCAAAAAGACUCAGUUCCAUGUCCAGUGUUGAGGGACCUUCUCCAGAAGUUCAGAGCUCAGUAAGGACCAUUGCUGCACAACUAGAGGAUUUGAGUAAAGGGGCAGGAUUCUCUGCCAGCACCAGCAAAGCCUCCCACACAGAGGUGCUGGAAAGUUCUGGAACACGCAGAAGGACUGUGAGUGAGUCAGCUGCUGGACUUGGUGGGAGACUGUCCCUCCCUUUGGCCACUAAAAAAGUUGAGGAAGAGGAGAGGAAGGAGGAGCCUAUUUCCUCACAGCACAGUUCUAGCGAGAGCAUUCCUUUUGCAGAAGAGGGUAACCUCACUAUUAAGCAGCGCCCCAAACCACCCGGGGCCAAGCUGGAGCAAGAGGUGCCUUCAGAACUCAGUCCCACUUUAGACUCACAAUUGCCAUCUUCUGAAACCCAGCUUCAUUCAGAGGCCUCUUCCAUUCUAGCUAAACCUGUUUCUGUAGCCCCACCGCAGGCCCGCCCUCAGAUAGCCGCCAAACCCCAAAUAGGGCCAAAGCCGGAUACAGGGGUCAGGGCGCCGACGGCCGCAUCUACACCAAAGAAUGUGGAGCAUGAUUUUAAUCUUACAGAAUCAGACACAGUAAAGAGGAGGCCAAAACUUAAGGAAAAGGAGGAAGAGAGUCCUAAGGCAGCAAUGGAAAACAGCUCUCUAUCUCUCUUUCCGCCACAAGAACCCCUGACACAAGACACUUUGACGACCAAAAUAGCAGAUAUAGAUAAAAGACUCUUGAGCUUGGAGGUAAGGGAGGAUCCGGUGAAGAAAACUGGAAUAAGCACAAGGAGCACAGGUGUCUCCAUCUCUCAGACACAUCUGGUCAUUUCUGGCCCCCAGCAAGUGUUACAGAAACCCUCUAAAGCAGUAACUGGUCCAUUGCUCCCUGCCGGAUCGAUUCUGUGGGACAGAGAGUCCGUGGCCUUAAGCAGGGAACGGACGUGCAUUCCUCAGCAGAGCAUUUCCAUUUCAGACAAGGGACCUCCGGUAUUAACCAAUCCGCUACAGAACACAGAGGAGCCACAGGACAACAGGGAAAAAAGUUGCAGCAGGGAAAACGUGCAACUAACCAAGAACAUCCUUGACGACAUCAGCACCAUGUUUGACGACCUAGCUGAGCAAUUGGAAGCCAUGUUGGAUUGAGGGCUAGUUUAGUCCUUGACUCUGCUCAGAGACAUAAUGACAGUCAGUGGCCCCGGAUGCGGUUACUCGAGGCCAGAGAUAAAUAUAACUGCCAGAAACCCUGACCGUGUCCCUAGGACUUGUGGCGCAGAGCUGGGAGUCAGGGGGUCGUUCCGACGCCAUAAAGAUCUAGAUUACUAACAAGUUCUGUUCCGUGCUUGUUAAUAGCUGCCUUUUUCACCGUUCAGUUACCCGUUGCUGCUGUUUUUGGCUUUUUCCACGUUUGCAUUUCGCUCAACGUUUAACGCUUUGAAUGCAAAUAUCUGGAAAACUGUAAAAAAAAAAAAAAAAAAAAGACGUUUGUUUUUAAGAAAAUAUUUUAUUUUAAAAGUGUUUUUAUAUUUGCUUAUCUAUAAAUAUGUUUACUAAUCAGUCU